AUAAUAAAAUUUAGUGAACUCCUGUAAACUCCAAUAGUAGCAACCCGAAGGCCAAAUCACACCAGUGAAGUGCAGACUGUAGAGCCCCCCUCAUCUCCAUCCUGGGCAGUCAAAUCCGAACCCACAGCGAGAAAUGGCGGCGGCGGCGCUCCGACCGGCGAUCCUCCGCCGCAUCCGGCUCUCCCCCACCCCGUCCCUCGCCCUCGCGGCCGCCGGGGCAGGGGCGUCGUCCCACCCGCACGCGCUGGCGCGGUGGCUCGCGCGGCCCAUGUCCUCGCACGACGCGCACCUCACCCGCGAGGAAGUCGUCGACCGCGUCCUCGACGUCCUCAAGAGCCACCCCAAGGUCGACCCCUCCAAGGUGACCCCGGAGGCGCACUUCGAGAAGGAUCUGGGGCUGGACAGCCUGGACACCGUCGAGGUGGUCAUGGCCAUCGAGGAGGAGUUCAAGCUCGAGAUUCCCGACAUGGAGGCCGACAAGAUCGACUCGCUCCCGCUGGCCAUCGAGUACGUCGCCAACCACCCCAUGGCCGGCUGAGCCUCUGCUCGCCAGAGGGGAGGUGAGGCUUCUCUUGGUUUUGUUUCCGAGGGCAAAUAAUCGGCCGGAGUGGCACAGGAAAACUUGUCCCUGGUGCUCUGCAUUGCUUCAGGUGACGAAUGAUGAUGUCGAAAUGGAACAUUAACAUUUUGUUUUUUUUUAUUACGAUGCAAUGCAAUGUUAGAUUGCUGUUUUUUGUGUGUGCGUGUUAUAUCUAUAUACUGGUUGUUGACAAAAGAGUCUGGUUGAUUUGUGAGUCUGGUCACUGUUCCAUUAUUUGAAUUGGGUUCAUGAUACUUUCCACCAUUUAUCA
Sorghum bicolor (sorghum) is the source of this 851-nucleotide messenger RNA. RefSeq names its product acyl carrier protein 1, mitochondrial. The coding region runs from base 134 to 538 and encodes 134 amino acids. The transcript is spliced from 2 exons. Gene Ontology annotation, biological process: fatty acid biosynthetic process. Gene Ontology annotation, cellular component: mitochondrion. The record is from RefSeq and is a predicted model, not a curated record. Lineage: Eukaryota; Viridiplantae; Streptophyta; Magnoliopsida; Poales; Poaceae. Gene Ontology annotation, molecular function: acyl carrier activity; acyl binding.